Messenger RNA from Aspergillus puulaauensis, 342 nucleotides. RefSeq lists its product as uncharacterized. NCBI's taxonomy places the organism in Eukaryota, Fungi, Ascomycota, Eurotiomycetes, Eurotiales, Aspergillaceae. The coding region runs from base 1 to 342 and encodes 113 amino acids. The transcript is spliced from 2 exons. The record is from RefSeq and is a predicted model, not a curated record.
AUGGAUCGGAGACGGGAUUUCAUGGAUGAGGGAGGGGUAAACUUGACACCCCCGACCCAUGAUCAGCAGCAAUUCUGGCAGACCAGUCUUCUGCUAUUUCCAUCCCCCCUUCCCCCCUCUCGGAGACACAAGGAUGCUACACCGGUGUUUAUCGAGCGUGGGCCAAUAGCGACAAAAUGUCAGUCUUCACGUCUUGCAUAUUAUUGUCAGACUACGUGUAUCCUCUCCUCAGCUGCGCUUGGUGUUCUGCGAAUGAGGCGUGCCCGGAGUAAUCAUGAUACUGGAUAUGGACGAAGACUGUUAGCGUGUUCCGCAGAUCACUUCGAGAAGCAAGACGACUGA